UUUUAUUUUUGGGUAUAAAAUGCUCCAAAACUCGAACAUCUUUUCCUCUUCGUCUUGUCCAGUUUUUAAUGGAAUCACCAACCGCUCCGAGAUCUGAAUCUUCAUCAUCUCCGUCUUCUUCCGCCGAGACAUGACGUCGUCAUCAUCUUAUUCUCUCACUCUCCUCCGCCAUCUCUCUCCUCUCCAACUCUCUCGCUCACGCCACUGCUCGUCCUCGCUUUGCACACCCGUUCGCCGCCGAUCCGUUUCGGCCUUUUCGUUUCGGAGUUCCCGUAUCCGAUACGAUCUUCAGUUGAUCGGGCGGAGAAAUGGGCGCCGCUUUCGCUACAGUUCUGUCGAUUUCGGGUCCUUUGAUUCGGAAUCAGCUGAUAUAACACCACUUGAUGAUUGGGGGACCGGACGUGAAGAGUCUACAGGGUACAUGAUUUAUUCCAGCGGCGAAGAUAGUGACGGAGAGUUUGUAGUAACCCCCGUUGCUGAUAUUGAUUUGCCUGCCAUCACCGUAGCAGCUGAUGAUGCUAGGACUGUCACUGCUCACCGGCUUGCAAUGCUUGGACGGCAGCGUAAGAAGCACAGGAUCAGACAUGGCGUAUUACUCAACAUGGGAUUGAUACUGUUCUUAGUGGUGUUACUUUUAUAUGUGGAUUCAUGUGCGUGGAGGAUUGUUAGACUACCUUUGGCACCAUUUCACUUGACAUGCCCCUUUUUUGUUUCAGCCAUUUUAGCCUCUUGCGCGGGAUAUGUUUGUGUUCCUCUACUCUAUGUCUUGAAGAUUCGUCAAAUUAUCAGAAAAGAAGGGCCUGCGAGGCACUCCUUAAAGAAAAGAACUCCCACGAUGGGUGGACUAUUUUUUAUACCAAUUGGUGUAAUUGUUGCGAAAUUUAUUGCCGGUUUUUCCUCUGUUGAAGUUUCUGGAGCUGCUGCAGCAACUCUUGCAUUCGCUGCAAUUGGGCUACUUGAUGAUAUCUUAAGCCUUGUCAAGAAACAUAACACUGGUUUAUCUGCAUGGACAAAAUUUAUUUUGGAGGUAGCUGUUGGAACAUGGUUUUCGUAUUGGUUGCAUACAGCAAAUGUAUCAUCACCCUAUGGCAUGAAACUGUUGGUUCCUCUACCUGCACUAGGACUCGUGUUCCUGGGAAAAUGCUAUCUAAUGUUGGCUUCAUUCUGUUUCGUAUCUAUGGGAAAUGGUGUUAACUUAACAGAUGGUCUUGAUGGUCUGGCUGGAGGGUCUGCUGCGUUGGCUUUUGUAGGAAUGUCGAUUGCAGUUCUUCCAAUAUGUUCUGACCUUGCUAUAUUUGGAGCAUCAAUGGCAGGAGCUUGUGUCGGUUUUCUUUUGCACAACCGAUACAAGGCAUCUGUAUUCAUGGGUGAUACCGGAUCCCUGGGACUUGGGGGAGGGUUAGCUGCAAUGGCUUGUUGCACAGGGAUGUUUUUCCCUUUAUUUAUUUCAUCUGGAAUCUUUGUCAUCGAAGCCUCAUCGGUUAUUUUGCAGGUACUAUACUUCAAGACAACCAAGCGUUUACAUGGAGCUGGGCGCCGUCUCUUCCGAAUGGCACCCUUUCAUCACCACCUUGAACUAUGUGGAUUAAAAGAACCAGUCAUUGUUGCUGGUGCAUACGCUAUAUCGUCCAUACUCGCGGUGUGUGCGGGUUAUCUUGGCCUUAUUUCUGCAUAGCAUUUCGACGUUGUUACCAUUCUUUGUAGCUACUAGCUAGGAUUACUAGAAUUAAUUUUUGUAUGUUUUUUAGUCUUUAUUCUGUAAUUGUUGGUUGCUGAGAAAAUAGAGUAAAUGUACAUUUCAAACUUGUGUGCGAAACUUUGCUAACGAAAGUGAAACUAUAGAAUGGGCCAUGCUUUAACGAUAUAGCCCACUUAAGUUGGACUCUCCUGUUUUGGGCUUCAUGCUGGAUUUCCAACUUCAACGCUAGUUACGCAAUACAAAUGGUGCAUUGAA
Messenger RNA from Pyrus x bretschneideri (Chinese white pear), 1954 nucleotides. Its product is annotated as phospho-N-acetylmuramoyl-pentapeptide-transferase homolog. The transcript is spliced from 8 exons. The record is from RefSeq and is a predicted model, not a curated record. Gene Ontology annotation, biological process: cell wall organization; cell wall macromolecule biosynthetic process. Gene Ontology annotation, cellular component: membrane. NCBI's taxonomy places the organism in Eukaryota, Viridiplantae, Streptophyta, Magnoliopsida, Rosales, Rosaceae. Bases 131 to 1675 code for a protein of 514 amino acids. Gene Ontology annotation, molecular function: phospho-N-acetylmuramoyl-pentapeptide-transferase activity.